Molecule: messenger RNA, 348 nt
Organism: Eurypyga helias (sunbittern)
Lineage: Eukaryota; Metazoa; Chordata; Aves; Eurypygiformes; Eurypygidae
Product: feather keratin Cos1-1/Cos1-3/Cos2-1
Exons: 1
Coding region: 32-346 (104 amino acids)
Cellular component (GO): intermediate filament
Molecular function (GO): structural constituent of cytoskeleton
Source: RefSeq, a predicted model, not a curated record
UCUCUCCCAGGUGCACUUCCAGCCCCAAGACAUGUCCUGCUACAACCAGUGCCUGCCGUGUGUGCCGUGCCAGCCCUGCUGCCCAACCCCGCUGGCCAACAGCUGCAAUGAGCCCUGUGUCAGGCAGUGCCAGAACUCCACCGUCGUCAUCGAGCCCUCCCCCGUGGUGGUGACCCUGCCCGGCCCCAUCCUCAGCUCCUUCCCACAGAACACCGUUGUGGGAUCCUCCACCUCGGCUGCCGUUGGCAGCAUCCUCAGCUGUCAGGGAGUGCCCAUCAACUCCGGGUGCUGUGACCUCUCCUGCAUCAGCAGCCGCUACUGCGGCAGAACGUGCCUCCCCUGCUAAAG